Molecule: messenger RNA, 2155 nt
Organism: Lathyrus oleraceus (garden pea)
Lineage: Eukaryota; Viridiplantae; Streptophyta; Magnoliopsida; Fabales; Fabaceae
Product: pentatricopeptide repeat-containing protein At2g22410, mitochondrial
Exons: 1
Coding region: 177-2048 (623 amino acids)
Biological process (GO): RNA modification
Molecular function (GO): RNA binding; protein binding
Source: RefSeq, a predicted model, not a curated record
CUCUCACUUUAGAACUAAAAUAUUUAUAGGAAAUCCUUUUGAAGUGAAAGCAUUAACUAUGUUCAUCCUGCCCUAAAGUUCUUGAACAUUUCAUUAUCAUGUAAUAACUAAUUAGUAGUUAUAUAGUUAACAACAUAAAAUUAUACUAUAGCACAAUAAAAUCGAGGUGUUUUUUGAUGUACUCCGUUUUGAAACUAAAGCCUGCAAGAGCUGUUUCCAGCGUUGUUUGCGUUGCCUCCAUACACACACAAACACAAAUAAGCAGAACCAUUUCACAAGAGUUGAAGUGCCCUACUCAUCAAACCCUUCACUGUCUCAUAGACCAAUGUUUCUCCCUAAAACAACUCAAACUUAUCCAUGCACAAAUCAUUCUCCAUGGACUCGCCACCCAAGUUCUCACAUUAGGCAAACUAGUCUCCUCUAGUGUUCAAUUUGGAGAUCUCCCUUACGCACACCACCUGUUUGAUCAAAUUCCUCAACCCAAUAAAUUCAUGUUUAACCAUUUGAUAAAGGGUUAUUCUAAUUCUAAUGAUCCUGCUAUGUCUCUGUUGCUCUAUCGUCGAAUGGUGAGUGCUGGUGUUUUACCAAACCAGUUCACUAUCCCUUUCGUUCUCAAAGCUUGUUCUGCUAAAUCGUGUUAUUGGGUUGGUGUUUGUGUUCAUGCUCAGUCUAUUAAGCUUGGAAUGGGGUCUCAUGUCUGUGUUCAAAAUUCAAUCUUGACUGUUUAUGUUGCUUGUGAUUUGAUACUGAGUGCAAGGAAAGUGUUUGAUGAUAUUUCUGAAAGGACAUUGGUUUCAUGGAAUUCGAUGAUUGCUGGGUAUUCUAAAAUGGGUUGGUCCAAAGAAGUCGUUUUGUUGUUUCGUGAAAUGCAACAGGUUGGGUUGGAGCCUGAUGUGUUCACCUUGGUUGGCUUGCUUUCUGUUUCAUCAAAACAUGGUAAUUUGGAUUUGGGAAGAUUUGUGCAUCACUAUAUCAUUGUUACCGGAAUUAAAAUUGAUUCGGUUGUCACCAAUGCACUUGUAGAUAUGUAUGCCAAGUGUGGACGUUUGAAAUACUCUGAAAGUGUAUUCGAUCAAAUGCUUGAUAAGGAUGUAGUUUCUUGGACAUGUAUGAUUAAUGCAUAUGCCAAUCAUGGGCUUAUUGAUUGUGCUUUGAAAUUUUUUAACCAGGUGCCUGUGAAAAAUGUGGUUUCUUGGAAUUCGAUAAUUUGGUGUCAUGUUCAAGAAGGACUUUACGCCGAAGCCUUUAAAUUUUUCUACAGGAUGUGUGGUUCAGGUGUGUUGCCUAAUGAUGCUACCCUUGUUGCCAUUCUUUCAUGCUGCAGUCACAUGGGUGAUCUAGCAUUAGGACAAGAAGCCCACAAUUACAUUUAUGAUAAUAACGUUACACUGAGUGUGACGCUUUGCAACGCAAUAAUUGACAUGUAUGCAAAAUGUGGCGCUCUUCAGACUGCCAUGGACAUCUUCUUUGGGAUGCCUGAGAAGAAUGUGGUGUCGUGGAACGUUAUUAUCGGGGCACUUGCUCUGCACGGUUUUGGAAAAGAAGCCAUCGAGAUGUUUGAGAAGAUGUGGGCAAGUGGAGUUUUUCCCGAUGAGAUUACCUUUACAGGGUUGCUUUCUGCUUGUAGUCACAGUGGUCUUGUGGACAUGGGAAAACAUUACUUUGACACGAUGACUUCGACUUUCGGGAUCUAUCCUGAUGUAGAACAUUACGCAUGCAUGGUUGAUCUUUUAGGGCGACGUGGAUUCUUAGGAGAAGCAAUUUCGUUGAUACAAAAGAUGCCUAUUAAACCAGAUGUUGUUGUUUGGAGUGCUUUACUUGGUGCUUGUAGAACCUAUGGGAAUCUAGCAGUUGGUAAGCAAAUCAUGAAGCAGUUGUUGGAGUUAGGACGAUACGAUUCCGGGCUUUACGUGCUUCUGUCAAACAUGUAUUCAGAAUCUCAAAGAUGGGAUGACAUGAAGAAAAUUAGGAAAAUAUUGGAUGAAAAUGGGAUAAAAAAGUGCAGGGCAAUUAGCUUUAUUGAAAAGACAUGUAGGGAAUCCAUUUAAAGAUAUGGAUGUAAAGGAAAUAUGCCACUCUUAUAAUUAAUUCAGCACAAGUUUGAUGGAUGGAAAAGCAUGGAUUCAUAAAAUAGUAUUAUCAUUUUUACUUCAAA